Pelodiscus sinensis (Chinese soft-shelled turtle) is the source of this 989-nucleotide messenger RNA. It is a transcript of the gene UBALD2, whose product is annotated as UBA like domain containing 2. Gene Ontology annotation, molecular function: protein binding. The record is from RefSeq and is a predicted model, not a curated record. NCBI's taxonomy places the organism in Eukaryota, Metazoa, Chordata, Testudines, Trionychidae.
CCCCCUAGUUUUCCCCACAUGCUCCUCCCCUGGCUGCUGUGCUGUUGUUUGUGGUGCUCAAGCAGCCGAAGAGCUGGAAGGACUGGGACUGGGGCCGGGGGGAGCACAACAUAAUCGGCUCGGUGCCGCCUGAAACAGGCUGGGAGGAAGCAGGGUUGGCUUGGCCAAGCCGAAGGGCCAGGGGGAGCCGAGUGUGGGGUGGAGAAGGAGGGAAGGGCCUUCGUGGAUUCACCCCCAUACGCCGCAGGGGCACCGUGCGUGUCUUUUGCCCCGCUCCCCUCGUUGUUGUGGUUUCGUUUCUCUCGCCAUGUCGGUGAAUAUGGAGGAGCUGAGGCACCAGGUCAUGAUCAACCAGUUCGUGCUGGCCGCGGGCUGUGCGGCAGAUCAGGCGAAGCAACUGCUGCAGGCGGCGCAUUGGCAGUUCGAGACUGCUUUGAGUGCAUUUUUUCAAGAAACUAACAUUCCAAACAAUCACCACCACCAUCAGAUGAUGUGCACGCCCAGCAAUACUCCAGCCACGCCUCCCAACUUCCCGGACGCGCUCGCGAUGUUUUCUAAGCUGCGGACUUCAGAGACCCUCCAGAGCAGCAACAGCCCCAUCACAGCCAUGGCCUGCUCCCCACCGGGUAACUUCAGCCCUUUUUGGGCCUCCUCCCCUCCCAACCACCAGCCCGCCUGGAUCCCACCCUCCUCUCCAACCAGCCACAACCUCCACCCCCAUCUCCACCACCAGCAGCCCAUGUGGCCACCCGUGUCUCAGCAAGGAGGCGCCCCGCAGAAAGCUAUGGCUGCAAUGGAUGGGCAGAGAUAAGACUCGUUAACAUUGAAGAGGGGGGAAGGGCUGGGGGGGAGAACAGAGAAGAGGCGCAGGGGAUCGGGCGGUGGGGGAGGGGGUUCCCGAAGAUCGCACUGGAAUAUUUUAUAAUUCUUUUUGCAACUCUGCUGGAAUGGCUUCAGCCCAGGGGGUUUUCCCUUCAGGAGAGUCAGAA